This is a messenger RNA of Kwoniella shivajii, 783 nucleotides long. RefSeq lists its product as uncharacterized. The record is from RefSeq and is a predicted model, not a curated record. Bases 1 to 783 code for a protein of 260 amino acids. The transcript is spliced from 6 exons. Gene Ontology annotation, molecular function: mRNA binding. Lineage: Eukaryota; Fungi; Basidiomycota; Tremellomycetes; Tremellales; Cryptococcaceae.
AUGUCUGCUCAGGGAGGAUAUAACUAUACACCUGAGGAACAAGCUGCAGCUUAUUACGCUCAACAAGGAUAUACACCAGAACAAAUAUCAGCAGCUUUAGGAACCGCUUCUUCAUCUUCUUCUACUUCAAAUUAUAAUAACUAUGGAUCAACAUCUUCAACUGGGAUACAACCUGUUUAUGCAGCCGCUGCACCGGGUACAUUUCAAAAUGUUUAUGACACAGAUGUACUUCAACAGUCGUCAAUAUAUGAUCCUACUGUAAUCUCAGAAUUAGCUAAGAAUGCUCCACCAACGAAACAAGCUUCCACUACCAAUGGUAAUGGUCAUGGAAGCGCUAAAAAUAUCGGUGGUGCCCAGAAAAGAGAAACUGUUAUUAGAAAAGGUAGUGGUAGGACUUGGGAGGAUCAAUCUUUGAUCGAUUGGGAUCCAAAAUGGUUCAGACUUUUCGUUGGUGAUCUAUCAAAUGACGUUAACGAACGUACACUCGACGAAGCUUUUAACAAAUAUGAUAGUUAUUGCAAAUGUAAAGUGGUAAGGGAUAGACUGAGUUUGAAGGCAAAAUACGGUUUUAUAGCAUUUAAAGAUCCUGAGGACUUUUUGAAAGCAUGGAAGGAGAUGGAUGGUAAAUACGUCGGAAAUAGACCAAUUAGAUUAUCAAAGAUACAAGAUGAUAAAUAUGGUAAGAUUGAAACUGUUCAGAUUGGAAAUAGAAAAGCUAAACAAUUAGAGAAAAUAAAGAAGAACAAGGGUAAACCAUUAGAUGGAAGACCUACUCCUUAUUAG